Messenger RNA from Trichoderma citrinoviride, 2950 nucleotides. RefSeq names its product RNA polymerase III transcription initiation factor complex. Gene Ontology annotation, biological process: transcription by RNA polymerase III. NCBI's taxonomy places the organism in Eukaryota, Fungi, Ascomycota, Sordariomycetes, Hypocreales, Hypocreaceae. The transcript has 6 exons. Gene Ontology annotation, cellular component: transcription factor TFIIIC complex. Bases 59 to 2950 code for a protein of 963 amino acids. Gene Ontology annotation, molecular function: protein binding. The record is from RefSeq and is a predicted model, not a curated record.
CUCUGCUCUGCAUUCCUCCAUCAUCAUCGCCACUGAACAUGACAGAUGCGGAUCCUCGAUGAAAAUGUCGGGCAAUCAUGGCUUGGAAGAGUCGCUCGCGGGUGGGAAUGCGUCCGAUUCCGACUCGGAUCAAGAGCUCCUCCAGCAUGAUAUCGCCAAGUUUGAUCAGUCGGUAAGAGAAUUCUUGCAUUCUCACCGAGAAGAGUCAGAACCGCCAUUCCCCGGACGCGGGGUAGCUAGAGGACGAGGAUCUCGUGGAGCUCGAGGUCCUCGCAAAGCUGCUAAACCCCGAGGCGACAUCACAGCUCGGUUGGCCAAAGUCAACCAGGCAUUCCUCAGUGGAGACUACAAUAAGGCCUUGGAUCUGGUAUCCGAAGUCAUCAGGAUCAAUGCCGAAACCCACCAAGCAUGGACCGCACUGUCGUCCAUCUUCCGCGAGCAGGGCGAACAUGCCCGAGCGUUGUCUGCCAUGGUGUAUGCCGCUCAUCUGCGGCCCAAGGAAGUUUCUGCUUGGCUCGAGUGUGCCGCCUUUGCUCUGGACACGAUAUCAGACGAUGAGGCGAGUAAUCUGCACACCGCGCGGUUGUGUUAUUCUGCUGCCCUCAGAGCGGACCCCGUGAACAUAGAGGCUCGGCUGGGCAAAGCGACUGUUUGUCAUCGACAAGGCCAUCUGGCCGCUGCAAUUCAAGAGUACAAGUUCGUCCUCAAAUAUCAUCCGUAUGAUCUGGAGAUUGUGCGGAAGCUGGCGGAAGCCUGCAUUGACAAUAAGAAUACCGAGUCUGCUGUUCCCUCCGCCAUCGCGGCAUAUCGACGCUAUUUUGACUAUGAAAUCGAGAACACAGCACUGCAUGGCUCAACUGCCCCGUGGCUUGAUAUCGGCAUCUAUGUCGAGCUCAUUGCAGCAACUGGCAGGUAUGCUGAGGCCAUUUACGAACUCAAGGCGCUGUCGAGAUGGCUGGUAGGUCGUGUCCAGGAGCAUUACUGGGACCAGUGGCAGAUUGACGACUGCGAAUGGGACGAGGACGACGAACGUAGAAGCCAUGUGCCUCAAUUUCAGGACUCAAUGUUCGGCGCGGAGCUCUACGGCCUAUCCCUACCCCUAGACCUCAGGGUUAGACUGGCGAUCUACAGGCUCAGACUUGGUGAAGAAGAAGAGGCCUUUAGGCAUUUGACUUGGCUGGACCCGGAUAAUCCACGUACAUUCGACUUCAUGGCGGAAUUCCCCUUCAUCUCCUAUGACCUUGCGAGCGAGAUUGCCAAGUAUGGUCACCCGCAGCGAGCCAUCAGGUAUCUCGAGUUACUCCGAGCCACGACUGAAGAACCAGAUGCAACACUGCUGGUUCAACUAGGUCGAUGUUACCAAGCGAUAGGGCAGCAGUCGACCGCAGAGGAGUGCUUCCACGCGGCCAUUGAUGCUGAUGAGUACAACAUCGAUGCCCGUGUCGAGCUGGCAAACAUGUACGAGAAAGCCAAGGAAGACGAGGAAGCCCUCAUUCUUGCGGCCGAGGCAAUGGCACUCAGGGAAGCCCAGGGGAUCCCUCCAAACGAGCCGCUUACCCAGGAGCAACUUCACAAAUUUUCAAUGCAGACGGAUCGUGGCAUAAGGGGCAUGGCGCCUUCUCAACCGCGGCAAGGCCCUCGACAGGCCAAACCAAAGGCCGCCCCGACGACGCGUAUUCUGCCCAGGAGAUACCGCGCAAAACGGUUCGCCAACCCUGACAAGCGCCGUCAAGAGGAACAUUCACGCGCAAUCAAGCUUUCCAGGCAGUAUGAAUAUGUUCGCGGCCUCAAGCAGCAGAUCAAGUCUGGUUCCACCGAUCUCAUCCCGGUCUGGAUAGAGUCCUGCAAAGAGCUUGUUGACGACUUCCGGUCUCUCAAAAGAUUCUAUACAUGGGACAAAUAUCUCCACUUCCUUGGCAAGAAGCAGUUGGCGGAGCAGCCAGCUAGUGAAGGAGCAAGUACCGAACUAUCUCAGAUGUUUGAGCGCCUCACACGGUCCCUUGCGCCUCAGGGAGAAUCUAUACCGGCGCCAGGAUUCGAUAACCACCAGGGCAUAUCGUUUGAUGACUGGCUUGACUUGUUCCUUGAUUAUGCCAUUGGCUUAUCGCUUGUACAUCGUCGCGAAGAGGCGUAUCAGGUAUGCGAAUCUGCAAGAGACUCGACUGUAUUUCAGUCCCCUCAGCACAAUUUCGCCAUCCACAUGGCUUGGAGCGUGUGUGCUAUCAACACAAACGACGAAGAGAAGUGUAUCACGGUGGCUCGCCACUUGAUGCGAGACGGUGGAAUAUCCGAUUCUUCUCGGAUGUUUGCAUUGCUCUCCAAGUUAUGCCAGUCGCCCGUCUCCUGGUACACUUCCGGACCGGCCCAAAAGUUCAUAUUGAGACAAAUCAAAGCGAUAGACAUGACAUACGAAGCUGCAAACAAAAACUUGAUUGGGAAGAGCACCGUCGACCACGAUGGAGCGGCUGCCGAAAAGCUUAACAUGGACAUCUGUCUGUUGAUGCUCUAUGGCCACAUUCUCUUCACCUCCACGAGUUACACGUAUGCGAUAGGAUAUUUCCUGCGUGCGUGGGCUCUCGACCGCGAGAACCCCAUGGUCAACCUGAGUCUGGGUCUUGCAUAUGUCCAUUAUGGCCUCAAGCGUCAGUCGACCAACCGGCAGUAUCUGCUACUGCAAGGCCAAUCAUUCAUCACCCAAUACGUGCAAUCCGGGGGCGACGAGCCGAAGCUCCAAGCAGAGCGAUACUACAACGUGGGAAGACUCUUCCAUCUGCUUGGAAUUGGAUACCUGAGCCUGCAAUACUACACCCGCGCACUGGAAGCAAACAAGGCGGCGGGCGAGAACAAGCUCUUGAAGGAUAUCAUUCUCGUCAACGAAAUCAUAUCCUUGCUGUCGACCAACAAUAAGAGUCUAGCACAUGAACUGCUAGUCAAGAACCUGAGGCUGUAA